UUAUCACAUUAUGUUAGUAGUAUAACGAUUCCCUUGUAUAAUAUCAAUCCCAAAAUUUUCUUCAAACUCCUCAAUUUGCUACCAAAAAAAAUGGCCUCUCUUCUCCAUCUCCCUUUCAUAUUUCUUAUCACAUUUCUCCUAAUUUCCCCUGCAAUAUCACAUAAUUGUUCGUCUCAAAGCUUUUCCAACAACACUCACUUCGAUAACUGCACCCAUCUCCCUUCCCUAAAAUCCUCUUUCCACUGGACAUACAAUUCAACAAAAUCCACACUUUCAUUUGCUUUUAUUGCUCCUUUGACCUCUUCUGAUGGCUGGAUUUCAUGGGGAAUUAACCCAAUUACCCCAGCAAUGAUUGGGACACAGUGCCUAAUUGCAUUUAAAGUGCCAAAUGGGUCCAUUGUUAUUAAGACUUAUGAUCUUACUUCGUAUAAUUCUAUUACACAUACUGAUAAACUUUUUUAUACUGUGUUGGAUUCUAAAGCUGAGUACUCUAAUGGGGUCAUGAGAAUCUUUGCCACUUUGGUACUACCGGCAAAUAUGAGCACGGUGAAUCAUGUGUGGCAAGUUGGACCGGCGGUGAAAGACGAUAUGCCAGUGGUGCAUAAGUUUGAUCCUCACAAUUUGAAAUCAAAAGACACUCUAAAUUUGGCUACUUCUUCUGGUGGAGAUGGAAAAAAUACCACUGCCCCUGUUUCCGCUGGUGGUGAUGGACAGAGUGGAAAUAAAACUGGUGGAUCUUCACGAAUUUGGAAUAAUGAUGCUACUUUUUACGUCUUUGCCAUGUUUCUUGGAGUUCUGUUUUUGUUACUUAAGGAAUAAAUUAGCUUUGUUCCAUUUUGAAGUUGUUUACACUUAAACUUUAUAAUCAACGAGUAAGGUCAUUAAGAAGAAGAAGAAAUAGAACGAGCGCUAUUAUAUGCGAUCCAGCAAAAAGUAUGCACGACGAAACCUUAACCUUCUAGGGUGAUUUUUCGAUAAUUCAUAGGUCUUUUUGAUAUUCUGAAAAUAAUACGUACAAUUACUC
Lycium ferocissimum is the source of this 1024-nucleotide messenger RNA. Its product is annotated as auxin-induced in root cultures protein 12-like. The transcript has 2 exons. The coding region runs from base 91 to 819 and encodes 242 amino acids. NCBI's taxonomy places the organism in Eukaryota, Viridiplantae, Streptophyta, Magnoliopsida, Solanales, Solanaceae. The record is from RefSeq and is a predicted model, not a curated record.